GAUACAAAACACGGAUAACAAUAAACAUAGAUUUUUCAAAAAAGUGUAUUUAGUACACAAAGUGAAAUCAUACGCUGCUGUCACCGUUGCGAAGCUUGUCUGGACGCAGCCAAAGUAUCACCUGUGUCGUUAGAAGUGUAAUAACAAUCAAUCAUUGUAAAAUGAUAUUAUCGGUUAAACUUAUAAUAGCCGUUAUUGUUUUGUUAAUUGUCGGCUUGAUAAUUAAAUUAAUAUUUUAUCGUGGCCGUCUAAAAAGCGUGGAAAAUAAACAUGUCGUGAUAACUGGUGGUUCCAGUGGAAUCGGAAAAUCCGUAGCAAUCGUUGCUGCUAAGAAUGGAGCGCACGUAACUAUCAUAGCCCGUAAUGUAGAAAAACUAGAAAAGGCUAAAUAUGAAAUAAUGCAAGCUUGUAAGAAUAAGGACACUCAGCGAGUGGAAUAUUUAUCAUUUGAUAUAACUAAAAACUACGAAGAGUUACAAAAAGCAUUUAUGGAACUCGAGAAGACGAUGGGUCCUAUAUACAUGUUAGUAAAUUGUGCUGGCUCUUCUGUCUGUGCUAAAAUCGAAGAUACAUCCACUUCUGAUAUACACAAAAUGGUCGAUUUGAAUUUUCUUGGUACUUAUUAUUGCAUCAAAGCCGUCGUGCAAAGCAUGAAAACUGCUAGAGAUGGAAUCAUCGUAUUAACCUCCUCUCAGGCUGGUUUUAUAGGUAUCUAUGGUUAUUCCGCUUAUUGUAGCGUCAAGUUUGCUCUGCGCGGUUUGGCAGAGAGUAUGGCCAUGGAACUUACUCCGCACAAUAUUUCGGUGACUCUUUGCUUACCUCCUGAUACCGAUACACCUGGUUUUGCCGAAGAAGAACUAUCAAAGCUGUUAGAAACGAAAUUGAUUUCUCAAUCGUCGAGCUUAGUAAAACCGAACGUAAUUGCGAACCAAUUAUUUAAAGAUGCCUUAAAUGGCAAAUUCUUUUCUACCGUUGGUAUGGAAGGAUUUCUUCUGUGUACAGUAUCUUGUGGGAUGUCUCCUUUUACUUCGAUUUUGGAGUUAUUAGUGCAAAUAACAUUAAUGGGUCUCAGCAGACUCAUAAGCGCAUUUUAUCUCAUCUCAUUCCAAAGAAUUAUUUUAAAGUGUAUGAAAACUCGUGAUAAGAAUAAGAAGUCGGAAUGAACAGCGUUAUUGUAUAAUAAGAAGGAUCCGUGGUCCGAUUGCGUCAAAAAAAAAAUCAAUUUACUUCAGGAAACUGAAUGUAUUAUCAUUCCAUAUAAUAUUUAUAGUAACGUCGAAAUGGAAGCAAUAAAUGCACAUUUGAGUACGA
This is a messenger RNA of Vespula pensylvanica (western yellowjacket), 1311 nucleotides long. It is a transcript of the gene Kdsr, whose product is annotated as 3-ketodihydrosphingosine reductase. Gene Ontology annotation, cellular component: endoplasmic reticulum membrane. Gene Ontology annotation, biological process: sphingolipid biosynthetic process. The transcript has 4 exons. Gene Ontology annotation, molecular function: 3-dehydrosphinganine reductase activity. Bases 162 to 1163 code for a protein of 333 amino acids. Lineage: Eukaryota; Metazoa; Arthropoda; Insecta; Hymenoptera; Vespidae. The record is from RefSeq and is a predicted model, not a curated record.